UCUUUCCUUUUUCGUUUACAUUUUCUCAAACGUCAGUUGGUUAUAGUUUAGCAUUUCGUGUUGAUUUUUGUGUUUUACGAAAUUCCUGUGAAAGUUUUCGAAAUGUCUACGGCAAGUUCUCUGACGGUCCUGCUGUUUCUCAACAUAAUGCUCCUAAAAUCGCCGGACAGCUCGGACGCUGCAGCGAUGCGUGUAGCUCGCACAGAGAAAAUCAGCACCAGCGGCGUGUUCCCCAAAUUAAAGAUGACUUUUUGGAAAGACGGUAAUGCAGCCGUUGGCGGGGCAUUUGACAAGUGGAUGCCCAAUCGGCGUGGCCCACCGAGGAUUAACUUUUGGGCGAAAGCCCAGCAGGAGGAGGCCGCUGCAGUUCAGAGAGCACCUAAGCAAGGAGAUGCUGGAGGUGGUGCUCAGGGAGGGGGUGGUGCUCAGGGAGGGGUUGGUGCUCAGGUUGGAGGUGGGGCAGGUGGGGCAGCCAGAAAAACGACAAAAAGGGCAAAAGGUCCGAAUGUAACGCACAAGGAACUAACUGUGUCCAUGCCGCGAUUCAUAAAAAACGAGAAAGGCGAAUGGGUGGCCACCUUUUGGGGCAUCACCUUCGGCAAAAUGUUCCGCGAUACUCGAUUUGGCAUAGGCCACCGCUUCACACCUCUACGGUUUCUGAUAGAGACUUAUAUGGUUUCGGAUUAUUAUCCAAGCUACACAAAUCUGGAAAACGUCUGCAUUGGCCGCAGCGAAAUCUACAACGUGCCCAAGGUCGUGGACUAUCUAAAGCGAAUGCUCUAUACCAGCUGUCAUCUGCAUCGGCCCAUUUGGUUGGACCUCAGGCGACAGAUUUAUCUGCAGGGCAACAGCGAGGAGUGCCAUACGCCCCAAAGUGUCCGUUGGCAGGAUUAUAUGGAAUGUUCCCUGCGGCGCCAUCAGAGAUUGGAGUACCUAAUUCCAAAGUAUCCGCUGCAUCAAAUUGGCCACAAAAGGAAUCGCUUGGCGCCAUUACAGAAGUGACUACCCAAUUUCUAUGGGUUCUUCUUAGACAUGGCUUGUCCACAGACCAGAAGUGUAUCUGAAUAUAUGUAAUGUUUAUAUCUGUCGAUCCCAAUGUAUAUCGCGUUUAUAUAUUUAUUUAAUCUUACCCAAUAACAAAACGAUCUUAUUCGAAAAA
Drosophila montana is the source of this 1159-nucleotide messenger RNA. RefSeq lists its product as uncharacterized. The transcript has 3 exons. NCBI's taxonomy places the organism in Eukaryota, Metazoa, Arthropoda, Insecta, Diptera, Drosophilidae. Bases 103 to 1002 code for a protein of 299 amino acids. The record is from RefSeq and is a predicted model, not a curated record.